This is a messenger RNA of Trichoderma citrinoviride, 1083 nucleotides long. RefSeq lists its product as hypothetical. Gene Ontology annotation, biological process: protein localization to kinetochore; mitotic cell cycle; kinetochore assembly. The record is from RefSeq and is a predicted model, not a curated record. The transcript has 2 exons. NCBI's taxonomy places the organism in Eukaryota, Fungi, Ascomycota, Sordariomycetes, Hypocreales, Hypocreaceae. The annotation marks the transcript as partial. Gene Ontology annotation, cellular component: chromosome, centromeric region; nucleus.
AUGGCCGCCAGCAACUCCGACUAUGAGCUCUUGACGGAGCAUUUUAGCUAUCCCCCCGUCUCCCUCCUCGACGACAUCAUAAACACCGUCAACGUCCUCGCCGACCGCGCCCUCGACUCCGUCGAACGCCUCCUCCUCUCCAUCCCCCCUCACAAACUCGGCUUCAAGAGACCCAAACAGCAGUCAGACCAGCCCCAGUCCCAAACCCCCGAAGAGGCCGCCAAGCUCGAAAUCGAAAACGGCACCCACCAGCUCGAGACGCUGCUCAACGCCUCCAUCGACAAAAACUUUGACAUCUUUGAGCUCUACGUCAUGCAGAACAUCAUCACCGUCCGGCCGCAGGACCAGCCGUACAUGCGCCUCUCGCACUACCGCGGCCUCGAAUUUCCCGACAGCGGCGACGCCUCCGCGCCGCAGCAGGCCGACAGGCCGUCUCCCGAAUCCAUCACCGCGCUCCGCAGACGGCUCCAAGCGAGCCAGAAACUCAACGCCGUCCUCGAGGCCGAAAAGGCCCGCAACGACGCCCUCCUCCGAUCCCUGCGAUCCCUCCUCGGCAUCGCCCCCCGGUCCGACAAAGCCACCAAGACGGAAGUCGUCGUCGAGCACGAAACAACACCCUCCACAGCCUCAAACGGCGCGGCGCCGACGACGACAUCAGCAGCAGCAACGCCCAGUCCAUUCACCUUCUUGCGCGAUAGAGGCGGACUUGAAGAGAGCGGCGGCAAGCAGCCCAUCACCACGACGGCCGAGUUUACGCUUUCGCAGCUGCAGGCGUUGCGCGCGCUGUCGGGAUCGCUGAGGCAGCUGCUGCCCGAGCUUUCCCUACCAACAGCAGGCGAUGAUGCGGCAUCUUCUUCACAGUCAUCAUCAUCGCCGCCAGCAGCAGCGAGAUGGAGACGAGAACGCGCAGAGUACAUUGAGUCGUCGACGAGAAAGUACCUCGAGACGGUGGUGGGGCUGGAGCUUGGGCCGGAGGGCGCCGUCCGCGACGGCGAGUGGCAGGGCGAGGGGCCGGGACUGAGUAAGGGCGAGGUGGAAGGGCUGGAGAAGGUGGCGGCCAUGCUGGGAGGAGGAGGAGGAGGA